This is a messenger RNA of Electrophorus electricus (electric eel), 3210 nucleotides long. RefSeq names its product PWP2 small subunit processome component (gene pwp2h). Lineage: Eukaryota; Metazoa; Chordata; Actinopteri; Gymnotiformes; Gymnotidae. Gene Ontology annotation, biological process: maturation of SSU-rRNA from tricistronic rRNA transcript (SSU-rRNA, 5.8S rRNA, LSU-rRNA); ribosomal small subunit assembly. Gene Ontology annotation, molecular function: protein binding. The record is from RefSeq and is a predicted model, not a curated record. Gene Ontology annotation, cellular component: small-subunit processome; Pwp2p-containing subcomplex of 90S preribosome.
GGAUGCACUAUACAUAGGUUACACGUGCGUUUUCUGAAUUCAGAAAAACACUAGGUUUUAGUGCAUGUGGACUUUAGGUUUUCUAGCGAAUAAUGUGAAGUAUUAAACGUCAUUCGAGGCUAAAAUGAAGUUUGCAUACAAGUUUUCCAAUUUACUGGGAGCUGUUUAUCGACACGGCAACCUGUCCUUCUCCAAAGAUGGUAAUUCAGUCAUCAGUCCUGUUGGAAAUCGCAUCUCCAUAUUCGAUCUUAAAAACAAUAAAUCCGAGACGUUGCCUGUGAGCACCAACAAGAAUAUAGCCUGUGUCGGCCUCUCGCCUGAUGGAAAUCUGGCCAUACUUGUUGAUGAAGAUGGAGCAGCAGUGCUGGUCAGUCUGAUUACUCGAGCUGUACUUUACCAUCAUCAUUUUCACAAACCUGUUGGCAGCAUCCGCUUCUCGCCUGACGGCAGGAAGUUUGUGGUCACUAAAGAAAAUGUGGCCCUGAUGUACCAUGCCCCUGGCAAGAUCAGAGAGUUCAACACUUUUGCUCUGGACAAGAGUUACUUUGGCCCAUACGAUGAGACAACCUGCAUUGACUGGACUGAUGAUUCCAAGUGCUUUGCUGUGGGGAGCAAAGACAUGACCACAUGGGUAUUUGGAGCAGAACGAUGGGCCAAUCUGCUCUAUUACUCUUUGGGUGGCCACAAAGAUAUCAUUGUGGGCUGCUUCUUUGAGAAGGACAGUCUUAAUUUGUACACUGUGAGUCGAGACGGCACCCUCUGUGUGUGGGAGAGCGACACAGAGCUCGAUGGCUUACGCAAGGGCCCUAAAUACUCAGAAAGGAAGAAGAUGGCAGAGGAGAGGAAGAGGCGGGCAGAGGAAGAGGCUGGUAUGGAAGAAGAGGACAAGAUUGUGGAAAUAAUGGAAGAUGAUGGGGAGCCAAGGGGAGAGGUGGUUAGAGGCAGUGCAGAUACACCUAAAGAAGUGGAGGGUAUCAGAAAUGUCCGCUACAAGCAAAAAAGCAAACACUUUUUCAACAAGGAGGGCGACUUCAACAACUUGACAGCGGUGGCCUUCCACAAGAGAACACACAUCCUGGUGACCGGCUUUGCCUCUGGAGCUUUCUACCUACACGAGCUCCCCGAGUUUGACCUCGUUCACUCACUCAGCAUAUCAGAUCAGAGGAUUUCUACUAUAGCUUUGAACCCCACUGGAGACUGGAUUGGCUUUGGUUGUUCAGGUCUUGGUCAGCUUCUGGUUUGGGAGUGGCAGAGUGAGUCCUAUGUUUUCAAGCAACAAGGCCACUUCAACAACAUGGCUUCUCUGGCCUACUCUCCUGAUGGACAGUACCUAGCCACCGGAGGGGAUGAUGGGAAGGUGAAGGUAUGGAACUGCAGUAGUGGCCUGUGUUUCGUCACGUUCAAGGAGCACACAAGCAGCAUCACUGGCGUGGCCUUCACGAGCAGUGGAUUGGUGGUGCUCAGCGCCUCCCUGGACGGUACCGUCCGUGCCUUCGACUUGCACAGGUACCGUAACUUCCGUACGAUGACGUCCCCGCAGCCGACCCAGUUCUCUUCGCUGGCGGUGGACUUGAGCGGUGACCUGGUGUGUGCUGGAGCUCAGGACUCGUUCGAGAUCUUCCUCUGGUCCAUGCAGACAGGACGUCUUCUGGAGGUGUUGAGUGGUCACGAGGGUCCAGUGAGCUGCCUGUGUUUUAGCCCGGUGCAAUCUGUGCUGGUCAGCGUAUCGUGGGAUAAGACAGUUAGACUAUGGGACAUGUUGGACAGCUGGCAGACCAAAGAGGUUCUCCGCCUCAACUCUGAUGGUCUGGCGGUGGCCUAUCGUCCAGAUGGCCAGGAGCUGGCAGUGGCUACCCUGGAUGGCGAGAUCACCUUCUGGAGCCCUCAGGCGGCGACUCAGACCGGCUCCAUUGUUGGGCGCCAUGACCUGCAGAUCGGUCGCAAAGAGACCGAGAAGAUCACGGCCAAGCAGUCUGCCAAGGGCAAGGCCUUCACAUGCCUGUGUUAUUCUGCUGAUGGAGAGUCCAUGUUGGCUGGGGGCCACUCAAAGUUUGUGUGCAUCUACAACAUCAAGGAGCAGAUCCUCAUGAAAAAAUUUGAAAUCUCCUGCAACAUGUCCUUGGAUGCUAUGGAGGAGUUCUUGGACAGGCGUAAAAUGACGGAGUUUGGUAGCCUGGCACUAGUGGACGAAGGUGCAGGAGAUGGCGACGGAGUUGAGCUCCGCCUGCCUGGAGUCAGGAGAGGCGACAUGAGCUCCCGUCACUUUAAGCCAGAGAUUCGUGUUACCUCUCUCCACUUCUCCCCCACUGGGCGCAGCUGGGCCGCAGCCUCCACGGAGGGAUUGCUCGUCUACUCCCUAGACACCUCGCUGGUGUUUGACCCCUAUGACCUGGACAUGGACGUUACACCAGUCAGCGUACGUCAUCAGUUGAAGAAGAAGGAAUGGACAUCAGCCAUUGUGCUAGCUUUUCGCCUGAAUGAGACCAGUUUAAUUAGAGAAGUGCUGGAAUCUGUGCCUUACAACCAAACGGAAUUGGUAUCCAGCUCACUGCCAGAUGUUUAUGUGGAGAAGUUGCUGGACUUUGUGGCCUCAUCUCUGGAGAAGUCCAGACAUCUGCAGUUCUACCUCACAUGGGCCCAGAACCUCCUCACCUUGCAUGGGCAGAAGCUCAAGAGCAGGUCAUCAGCAAUACUCACAACCAUUCAGCAGCUGUUGAAGAGCAUCCAGAGGCACCACGAUGACCUGUCCAAACUCUGCGACUGGAACAUAUACACCAUCCGCUACACCGCGGCCCUGGCCAAACAGAGAGGGAUGAAGAGGACCGCAACAGACUGUCUCGUCGAUGAAGAGGUGGACGAGGCAGAGGUCAUGGACUCGGAGGACGAAGAGGAGGAUAUGAGUGAUCCAGUCAUAGUGGAAAGCUAAUACUCCUCCAGACCCCAGCAACCACCCAAACCUACAUCAGAAUGACAUGGGUAACCAGCAGAAUGUGGGCCAACACAGAACUGUAGGGUUUGACUGGGAAGAUUGAGGAUGAUGCCUUGUUUGGUUAUUUAGAAGGGAGGUCUAAUGAACAUUCACCUACAUGCAAAGUAAAAUUGGAUCCGUUUAUAUUUUAUAUACAUUGAUUAACUUUACUGAUACUCAUCAAGGAUUUGGUACUGUAUGAUAAGCUGUCUGUGAAAAGUAAUUAAAAAUACUGAAAAGAA